UGUGUCAACGAAAAAAAAAAAUUUGCGAGUGCUAUUAUUUAUCUCUCUCUCUCUCUCUCUCUCUCUCUCUCUCUCUUCUCCCUCGCUUUCCCAGCUUCAAAAAUCAGGGUCUCAAUGAUGUCUAUGUUAAGGGCCUCUCAUCUUCCGCCAUUGGCGACUCCAGCACUCUCCGCACUUAGACUCUCUCUCAUUCCAACAUACACUUCCUUUUCACCUUCAAACGUUCGCCAAAUCUCUUCAUUUGCAUCAUCUCUUAGUCUUACAUCUUCCCCCAAAACCCUUAAACCCUCUCCCCCUUCUUCCCUCUCUUCUUUCAUCUUCAACCGCGUUUUGGCCAUGGCAGGACGUCCAUGUUUCAGGGCCGCAGCAGCUUCAUUUAGUGCUGAAAGUGGCUCGAGUGGUGAAAGGGAAAUACUCGUGCAGCAUUUACUCGUUAAAGAAAACGAUCUCAAUCUUCUUUUGGAUCUUCAGCAGAGAGUUAUACGAGGUGAGGACCUAAGUGAUCUUGCUGUCGAAUUCUCAUUAUGUCCAUCCAAGGAAGAGGGGGGAAUGCUUGGGUGGGUUAGAAAGGGUCAAAUGGUACCUGAGUUUGAGGAGGCUGCUUUUAAUGCUCCAUUGAACAAGGUUGUUAGGUGUAAAACACAGUUUGGAUGGCAUUUGUUGCAAGUCCUUUCAGAGAGGGAAGAAUCAAUACUUCAAGAAAUUCCACCUGAAAAGUUCCAUGUCAAAAUGCAAGAUCCAAGUUUCCUUGAAGAUGCACAAUUGAUUGAUGUUCGUGAACCUGGAGAAGUGGCUCGGGCUUCUUUGCCAGGUUUUCAGGUUCUUCCCCUCCAACAAUUUGGAAGCUGGGGACCUGAGAUAACUACUAAAUUUGAUCCUCAAAAGGAUACCUAUGUAAUGUGUCAUCAUGGAGUGCGGUCAUUACAGGUUUCCAAGUGGUUGCAGACACAGGGUUUUAGGAGAAUAUUCAAUGUGUCGGGCGGAAUUCACGCAUAUGCUCUGAAGGCUGAUCAAACAAUUCCUACCUAUUGAUAUGUUUGGAUGUGUCUGGAGUUGAGAGCGCACACCUUCACUUCCUGAGUAUGAUUUUGUAUCCGAUAUAUUCUUAAUUAUUGGAUGUACAAAGUUGACAACCACUCUAUUCGUACGACCACUGAGUUGGUAGUGAUAGUUGAACGUUUGUACUUUAUGUCAGGUCAUGGUCCCUGCAUUCUUUUUGUCCUUA
Messenger RNA from Humulus lupulus (European hop), 1225 nucleotides. RefSeq names its product rhodanese-like/PpiC domain-containing protein 12, chloroplastic. The coding region runs from base 115 to 1032 and encodes 305 amino acids. Gene Ontology annotation, molecular function: peptidyl-prolyl cis-trans isomerase activity. The transcript is spliced from 9 exons. The record is from RefSeq and is a predicted model, not a curated record. NCBI's taxonomy places the organism in Eukaryota, Viridiplantae, Streptophyta, Magnoliopsida, Rosales, Cannabaceae.